GCUGAUAACAAAACAAUUGCUGCAUUGUGUGAAAAUUUUCUGAACUGCACUAAAAUUGAGAAAAAAAAUAUUAAUUAACAUUUAUAUACACAAAAAAUAAUUUCCAAAAAAUAAUAAAUUAAUGAAAUUAUAAAAUAUAUAAACAGCAGGAAAAUGGGUAAUCAAUUAGUUGGUAUAGCACCAUCCCAAAUAUAUCCCGUAGAACAUUAUUUUUCGGGUCAAUUUGGCAGUGAAAUUGUAUUCGAUUCGAACAUGGGGAGCACCCGGUUCUUUAAGGUGGCCAAAGCGAAAUCAGAAGAGGGUCUUAUUGUGGUAAAAGUUUUUGUUAAACAUGAUCCCACUUUGCCACUGGAAGACCAUAAGGAAAGGGUGGAGUAUAUAAAAAAGACUUUAGCUAAUGCCGUUAAUUGUUUACCUUUUCAAAGGGUGGAGCUUACCGACAAAGCUGCUUACAUUAUGCGUGAAUAUGUCAAGCACAGUCUUUAUGAUCGUGUCUCCACUAGACCAUUUUUGACGGUGCUCGAAAAGAAAUGGAUUACCUUUCAAAUUCUAUGUGCUCUUAACCAGUGUCACAAACAAAAAAUCUGUCAUGGUGAUAUAAAAUUGGAAAAUAUCUUAAUAACUUCAUGGAAUUGGAUUCUUUUAUCGGAUUUUGCUUCUUUCAAACCUACUUAUUUGCCCGAAGAUAAUCCAGCUGAUUAUACAUAUUUCUUUGAUACCAGCAGAAGACGUACUUGUUAUAUAGCACCCGAAAGAUUUGUUAAAACUUUGUCAUCAGAUGAUGCAGAUGGUAAUGCUUCAAUGUUUCCAACUGACUCUAUAAUACGUUUGGGUCCAUAUUAUUCGGGUAACACACUACUGCCAGCGAUGGAUAUAUUUUCAGCUGGAUGUGCUCUUUUAGAAUUAUGGACUGAAGGUACCGCUCCAUUUGAGUUCUCCCAAUUAUUAACUUAUCGCAGCGGUGAACGUGAACUUGUCGAGAAACAUUUACAGGGCAUAGAAAAUGAACGUUUACGUGAUCUUUUAGCUUCUAUGAUUGAUUUAAAUUCAAUGAAUCGUAAAAGUGCUGAAGACUAUUUGGAUCAAGAACGAGGUCGUCUAUUUCCCGAAUACUUUUAUUCCUUUCUACAGUCAUAUUUACAAAUGUUUUCCUCAUCACCAAUAAUGUCACCCGAUGACAAAAUAAUGCGUUUACAUUCGGAUAUUAAUCAUUGCAUUAAAGUUUUAACAUCGGGUGAAUGUUCAGAUUUAACACCCGAAUCUGAGUCAGUCGAUGAUAAACAAGUAAAUAAUAUUGCCAAUGAAGAGGAGGAAAAGAAAGAUUCUGAAUCAUGUGCCAAUAUGUCACCAGAUCAAGAUGGUUUAAUUUUAAUUAUAACUGUGGUAACUUCCUGUAUACGUGGUUUGAAACAUUCGAAUACGAAAAUAUGUUCUUUAGAAAUUUUACAAAAACUUUCAAAAUAUACAACUUCAGAAACUAUACUUGAUCGUAUAUUGCCUUAUAUACUACACUUGGCUCAAAACUCCUCAGCUAAAGUUCAAGUUCAAGCUAUUGAAACUCUAACAGCUUGCCUCAGUAUGGUUAAAGAUAUACCGAGAAGUGAUGCUAAUGUAUUUCCCGAAUAUAUUUUAGUAUCAAUUACCAAAUUGGCAAACUGUGAUCAGAGUGCAGUAAUUGUAAGAGUAGCAUUUGCUAGAAAUAUAGCUAAAUUAGCAAAAAUAGCUAUAUAUUUUUUGGAAGAAACACAACGUAAUUCUCCCAAUGAUAUGCCAACCAGACGUUAUGAAGCUGAGUUAAAUGCUCUGCAUGAGAUUAUACGCCAAACGGUGUUGAGUUUGUUAACCGAUCCUAAAGCUAUUGUCAAACAGACUCUAAUGGAAUCAAAUAUUUGUGAUUUGUGUGCUUUCUUUGGCAAAGAAAAGGCCAAUGAUGUUAUUUUGUCUCACAUCAUGACAUUUCUCAAUGAUGAAGAUAAAAACUUGAGAGGUUCUUUUUAUGACAACAUCGCCGGCGUAGCUGGUUAUGUAGGAUGGCAGGUGUCUGAUAUUUUAGUGCCUCUUUUACAGCAAGGUUUUACGGAUCGUGAAGAAUUUGUUAUAGCAAAAGCAAUAAGAGCUGUUACCAUUCUCAUAGAAUUAGGUCAUAUUAAAAAACCAACUGUUACCGAAAUCAUACAAGAUACUGCUUGCUACUUGUGUCAUCCCAAUUUAUGGAUCAGACACGAAAUAUGCGGCAUGAUUGCUACAAUGGCCCGUACUUUAUCCGCCAUAGAUGUGCAAUGCAAAAUAAUGCCGGCCAUAUCGAAAUUUCUUAAAUCGCCUUUGAUUCAAGUUGAAAAACCAGACAUUUUAUUGGAUUGUAUCUUACCACCCAUACCGAGGCAGGUGUAUGAUAAUGUACUGCGAUUUGCGGAUGUUCAUAAAUUUAUUCACGCUUUGGAAGAGCGAGCUAAAAUACGCAGUACUACACGUCCCGGUUUGGUGCCACAAUAUGGCGACAUGGGUCAGACUUUAAGCAGUCUAUUCCGCCGUUUAAAUUCUGAAGGCCUGACCGAUCAAGUUGAGAUACAAUUAUUGGCUAUGAAAAAUUUUCUGGUGAAGCUGAAAUAUAAAUCUCAACAAGAUGCCGAUGAGCCAUCUAUAUCAUCAAAUGGCCGCAUAAGUUUAAAUCGUAAAUUUAUUAUUUGUCAUGAUUUUGCUUUGGUUGAUAAACAUUCAACCACUAAAAUGACAUUAGAGCCUAGAGUUAGUGAGGGCAUAACACCCACCUCACCACUGUCAGAUGUUGUUGUUUCACCAGGUGGUGGCUUAUCGGGAAGUCCAGCUUCCGGUGUCAUAGUUUUGGGAGCCCAGGCAACUACAGUAAGCGCAGCAACAUCUUUGGGUGAAUACACAAUGCCCGAAAGGAAUUAUUGGCAGGAACGUUCAUCGGAAUGUCGCAAAGAUUUGGAAAGUUUGCGUACUAAAAUGAAAAGUCGUUAUAGUGUUUUAGCACUUUCACAACGUAGCCACUUGGAUAAACAUAACAGUCCCUAUCCACACGGUUGGCGUUUGGGUGGUACUAUGGUCGCUCAUUUACAUGAACAUUCCGAAUCUGUUAUUAAACUUACAUCACUUAAGCCAUAUGGUUCACUAUUUGCCAGCGGUAGUAUAGAUGGUACUGUAAGACUCUGGGAUGCCAAUAAGUUGAGUGGUAGUCAUGGCAUAAAUAAAUCACGGCAAGUAUAUACGGCCAAUACACCGAUUUAUUCGUUGGCCGCCUGUGAUAAUGGACAAUCAUUGGCAGUUGGCGGUAAAGAUGGCAGUUUAUUAAUAAUGCGUAUAGAUAGAAAUUCUUCAAAGAUGACAUUACAACAAGCAUUGCAUUUAGAUCAAAAUGAAAAUGAUGGACCGGUGGUGGAUAUGCAUUCCUAUGAACAAUGUUCUCAAAGUGUUAUUAUCUAUGCUACACUAUAUGGUGGUAUAGUGGCCUGGGAUACGCGCAUGCAAAAUAGUGCUUGGCGUUUGCAAAAUGAAUUAAGACAUGGUGUUAUAACCACCAUAUGUGCAGAUCCCACUGGCUCUUGGCUGGUAACGGGUACUAGUGGUGGCAAGCAUAUUUGUUGGGAUUUAAGAUUUCGUUUACCUAUAGCCGAAAUAAAACAUCCCGCUGAUUCUUGGAUACGUAAAGUGGCUUGUCAUCCCACAGAACCGUCAUGUCUAAUAUCAGCCUCACAAUCUAAUAAUGAAGUUUCUAUUUGGAAUAUAGAAACAGGUCACCGUCAUACUGUAUUAUGGGCCAGUACAGCUCCAGUUUUAUCCUACACUAGUAUGAACGAUCCGGCUACUACAUGUGGUAUUUUAAGCGGUGUGGUCGACAAUUCUCCCUUUUUAAUAACUGGCAGUUCUGAUCAACGUUUACGUUUCUGGGAUAUAACACAACCGAAAGGGUCUUCAUUAAUUGUACCAUCGGCUAAGGAUAAUCUCAAUGAUGUAUCAUUUAACUAUGAUUCUCGUUUAAUUGAGGGUAGUCAAGUGAUAGAAGAGCAUAUUAUUCCCAUGGGAAAUGUGGCAGACAUUAAUUCUCUUAGAGCUUCUAGCGAAGAGAAUCCACGUUCCGGCCCCGAAAUACCUUCGGCCAGUCAUCAUGAUGCCAUUACCGAUUUACUAAUGUGCAAAACCGACAAAGAUCAAAUUUAUGUAGCUUCAGCUGCACGUGAUGGUGUUAUCAAAUUGUGGAAAUAAUUCUAUUUCAAUUAUUUUUUUUCUUAUCUAAAAACGUAUUCUUUUUUACUGUGAUUAUAUUUAAGUUCUAUGAUUAAAAAUAUAUAUUUCAAUAAUUUCCAUGUUCAAUAUCGUAUUAAAU
Messenger RNA from Lucilia cuprina (Australian sheep blowfly), 4345 nucleotides. It is a transcript of the gene Vps15, whose product is annotated as phosphoinositide 3-kinase regulatory subunit 4. Gene Ontology annotation, cellular component: late endosome; phosphatidylinositol 3-kinase complex, class III, type I; nucleus-vacuole junction. The record is from RefSeq and is a predicted model, not a curated record. Gene Ontology annotation, biological process: macroautophagy; protein targeting to vacuole; autophagy of peroxisome. The coding region runs from base 154 to 4224 and encodes 1356 amino acids. The transcript has 11 exons. Gene Ontology annotation, molecular function: protein serine/threonine kinase activity; protein binding; ATP binding. Lineage: Eukaryota; Metazoa; Arthropoda; Insecta; Diptera; Calliphoridae.